This is a messenger RNA of Xenopus laevis (African clawed frog), 3383 nucleotides long. RefSeq names its product dipeptidyl-peptidase 10 (inactive) L homeolog (gene dpp10.L). The record is from RefSeq and is marked provisional. Lineage: Eukaryota; Metazoa; Chordata; Amphibia; Anura; Pipidae. Gene Ontology annotation, cellular component: plasma membrane; voltage-gated potassium channel complex. Gene Ontology annotation, molecular function: serine-type peptidase activity; potassium channel regulator activity. Gene Ontology annotation, biological process: proteolysis; regulation of potassium ion transmembrane transport.
CUGUCGGUGUGUGUGUGUGCGAGUCGCUGCGCGAGUCCGGGAGACAGAGGGAGCCGCUCGGCUUAUUCCGCAGGAUGCUGCCCGCUCUGCCUGCUCCGCUCUUUCUGCCCCGGGCCCCUCACUGACCGCUGCAUUUACCCAUAAGCCCCACAUCACAAUGACUGCCAGCAAGGAACAGUCGGGCGGCAGUCGGGGCCCCAACCCCCCGGAGCAGGAGUUGGGAAACAGCAGCCCCCCGCAGAAGAAUUGGAAGGGGAUCGCUAUUGCUCUGCUGGUCAUUUUGGUGGUCUGCUCACUAAUCACAAUGUCCGUCAUCCUUCUAACUCCAGAUGAAACGGGAAACUCUUCGGACAAUCUCCUUGCAUUGGAGGAUCUCUUCAGGAAUGAAUUUACCAUUCAUGACCCUGAAGCCAGGUGGAUCCGUGAUCAGGAGAUCGUAUAUAGGAACAGGGACGGUUUCGUCUUCAGACUCAACGUGGAAACCAAUGAGACAACAACGUUGCUGGAGAACUCAACUUUUGUAACAUUCAAAGCUUCAAGAUACUCAGUGUCCCCAGACCUGCGCUACGUUCUCCUGGCCUAUGACUUGAAGCAGGUUUUCCAUUUCUCCUUCACGGCCUCCUAUGUCAUCUAUAACAUUCAUACAAGGGAGGUCUGGGAAUUGAACCCUCCAGAGGUGGAAGAUUCCGUGUUACAAUAUGCAGAGUGGGGUGUCCAGGGACAACAACUAAUCUAUAUUUUUGAAAAUAAUAUUUACUAUCAGUCAGAUGUGAAAAGCAGCUCCCUAAGGCUGACAUCUUCUGGGAAAGAGGGGAUUGUAUACAAUGGAAUUGCAGACUGGCUGUAUGAGGAGGAGAUUCUUCACUCCCAUGUGGCACACUGGUGGUCCCCUGAUGGGGAAAGACUGGCUUUCUUGAUGAUAAAUGACAGCUUGGUCCCUAAUAUGAUUCUUCCUCAGUUUACUGGGAGUUUGUAUCCCAAGGGAAAGAAAUAUCCAUACCCCAAGGCCGGGCAGACAAACCCUACAGUGAAACUCUUUGUGGCAAAUCUGUAUGGACCUACGCACACACUGGAACUGAUGGCGCCUGACAGCCUGCGGGGCAGAGACUAUUAUAUCACGAUGGUGAAAUGGAUCAGUAACACCAGGACUGUUGUGAGAUGGCUGAACAGACUGCAGAACAUGUCAGUUCUGACUGUGUGUGAAACAACCACCGGUGCCUGUAGCAAAAAAUAUGAAGUGACAUCUGAUGUCUGGCUUUCAGGACAGAACGAGGAGCCAGUGUUCUCUAAGGAUGGUAGCAAGUUUUUCCUAACGGUACCUGUAAAACAGGGAGGCCGGGGGGAGUUUCACCACAUCGCCAUGUUCAGUGUCCAGGCCAGGAGCGAUUUGGUUAGCACACGGCACCUAACAUCUGGCAGCUGGGAGGUCAUUAAGAUCCUGGCUUACGAUGAACCCUCUCAGAAGCUAUAUUUUCUAAGCACUGAAGACUCCCCAAGAGGAAGGCAGUUGUACAGCGUGUCAAUCUUUGGUUUGUUAAAUCGCCAGUGUCUUACGUGCGGCAUCACCAAAGACCUGUGCUCCUACCUCAACGCAAGGUUCAGCCCCUCUAACCAUCACUUUGUGCUGCACUGCAAAGGGCCGGGAGUUCCAACCAGCAGUGUCCAUAGCACAGACGACCCAUCAGAGUUUUACCCCUUGGAAAGCAAUUCUGUGCUGAGAGAGGCAAUUGCACAGAAGAAGAUCUUCAGGACUGAAAUAAAAAUGAUUCAUAUUGAAGAUUAUGAACUUCCGCUCCGACUCUCAUUUCCCAGAGAUUUCUCUUUGAAGAAUCAGUACCCCCUUCUGUUAAUCAUAGACGAGUUCCCAGGCAACCAGCUGGUAACUGAUGAGUUCCAUAUGGACUGGGACUCGGUGCUUAUUAAUACGGAUAACAUCAUUGUGGCGAGAUUUGAUGGGCGGGGAAGUGGGUUCCAGGGUCUGAAAAUCCUUCAGGAGGUUCACCGAGGUCUUGGAUCAGUGGAAGUGAAAGACCAGAUUGCAGCUGUAGAGUGGCUGCUGAAAGAGCCGUUUAUCGACCCCAACCGGCUGAGCAUAUUUGGGAAGGGCUAUGGAGGAUACAUUGCUUCCAUGAUACUAAAAGCAAAUGACAGACUCUUUAAAUGUGGGGCCCUGUUUGCCCCAAUCACAGAUAUGAGACUUUAUGCAUCAGCCUUCUCAGAGCGCUACCUUGGGCUGCCAUCCAGAGAGGAGAUCACGUACCAGGCAUCCAGCGUGCUGCACAAUGUUCAUGUGCUUAAGGAUAAGAAUCUUUUACUCAUUCAUGGAACAGCAGAUGCCAAGGUCCAUUUUCAGCAUUCAGCAGAACUCAUUAAGCACCUUGUUAAGGCUGGAGUGAACUACACAAUGCAGGUUUACCCAGAUGAAGGUCAUAUCAUUUGGUCAGAAAAAAGCCGGGCCCAUCUAUACAGCACGUUGCUCCGAUUCUUCAGUGACUGCUCUCAGGCACAAGCUGUGUUCAUUCCACAAGAGGCCGAAGAAGAUGAAUAAAAGUGAAAAUUAUCUCAGGAGACAACAUGGCUCACUGGAGCCAUCAAACACAGCUUCUAUCUUCAGCUUUUGGCCUGAAUCUUGGGCAGCUGAGGAUCAGCACACUACGGACCAUGAGCUACAAACUGGGAAGUUUCUAGACAAACGCCAGGACUCUUUACGAGGAAUUCUCUUUGUACCUUGGGAGACACAUACAGAGCAUUUUAGUUUCCAGAGGAACCUAGUUUUGCAUACAGUAGCGUAGUGCAUGUUUUUGUGCUUAUUUUUAAUUCAAAGGAACAUUCUUUAUCCACCACUACAAGCUGACCUGCGUCUGGGAUCCUCUCAGAGACCCCCUGAUCAGUCCUCUUUCCCCCCAAUACAGACCCUAUUUUCUGGAGUGACAAAGAAAAAGUGCAAUUUCUCUCUGUUCCUUUGCCCUUGGGGAACACUUGAGAAUAAUUAAAAAAUGAUCUUUCUAAGAUGCUGUUCUCACAUCCAAAUGGCAAGCCAUUGCCACGCCCCAGACUCCUCCUCUUGUUAAUAUGGAUUCCUUUCCCGCGAGCAGUUGGGAGCAGUUUUUGGUAGCGGAGUUUUGCUAUGUAUAUUUCUAUGUAUACAUUCAGUCAGAAGACUCUCUCUUGUACAGUUAAAGGGACCUUAUAUUUUUCCAGCCUGAGGGCUCAGUUUGACUGAAAAGCCCUUUUUUGUCACAAUUGUAUAAGCUGAUGAUAUUAUUUCCUCUUGGUGUGUGUUUUGAAUAGAUUAGUUGACAAAGAUUCAGUUUGCAUUUCCACUGUACAUUUACUCCUGUGUAUAUAAACACAUAAAUAUUAAAUUAUGGUUUCAUACAGUA